AUGGAUUCCUACAGCGACGAUUCCCUGGCCUCCCCUACUAAAGCUCGCCAGGCCGCAAUUCAGGCAAAAGAUUGGGCCUACGUGAACUCCUGGCUCAUUCAACACUAUGCGCCGAAGUCGGUUCCUCCUUUUGAACGCAAUGAAGAUACCCUGCGGGUACUCUUAGGGCUGGCGGCAGCUAAUGACGCCGCGGACGAGGAAGCUGCUCUUCAACAUCAUGCAAAGAAGGAGAUUCUCGACUCCCUCCAAGCUCGCAAAGUGAUUGACGCGAAAAAUGCCCAUGACCGGCAGAAGGAAGAGAUCUUGGACGAACUUGAGCUGUGUCUGGAUGAAGCGAGUCGAAGCAAUCUGGAAGAUCUCGCAGGUGUAGCAGUCAAUCUUGGUCACACCUCCAACCCCACAUUGCAGGGCCUUGGUCAAUCGAUUGUCGAGCUCACAGCAGAGGAAUUUGACGCGCAGAAUCAGCUAGCAAAGGUGGAAGAGUUGCACCAAUAUCUCCGAAAGGAACUCGAGCGGCUACAGCACGAUCUGGAGGGACUCAAGUCCAGUCCGUCAUAUGAGGCGCCUGCAGAGACCCAAAGUUUGACAUCUGAGUGGGUGCGCAGCACAAAGAUACUCAGUGCCAGAAUUGGCGAGUAUCAGGAUCGAAUCGCCUCGCUUGAACGCUCUCAGCCAAAGGGCCCGACGCUCCAGGAGGUCGUGGUCGAAGAGGAGCAGGUUGUCCGUUUGGGAAAUGACGUGAGAUCUCUUGAGAGACAAGUGAAGGCUUUCCACGAGUUUCCAACAGACGUAGCUGGAGCACGGAGGCAGUACAAGGAGUCUGAGCAAAGGCUCAGUCAGUUGGCAUUCCAGCGGGAUGCAUUGCUCGGUAAAUCAGUUCAUGACUCAUGA
Molecule: messenger RNA, 891 nt
Organism: Penicillium oxalicum
Lineage: Eukaryota; Fungi; Ascomycota; Eurotiomycetes; Eurotiales; Aspergillaceae
Exons: 1
Coding region: 1-891 (296 amino acids)
Biological process (GO): spindle assembly
Cellular component (GO): cytosol; HAUS complex
Source: RefSeq, a predicted model, not a curated record